Molecule: messenger RNA, 1360 nt
Organism: Pelagomonas calceolata
Lineage: Eukaryota; Pelagophyceae; Pelagomonadales; Pelagomonadaceae
Source: the annotation of a GenBank genome assembly
UGUCUAUCACCAUGCGAGCUCAUAGGCUCGGCAUCGCUUUUUUGCCUUUGUCAACUGCGAUACGUCUCGGCAUUCGUGAGGGAACACAUUUCGAGUGCUCGUACGCUGUGCAAAAGCGCUGAACCAAUUAGUGACCUGGCGCUGAGCACCAUCAGCCCAAAGUGCUGCCAGCUGAGUCGCAUUGCUCGCGGCGGUGGACAAAAUGACGCAAUCGCUGCUACCACUCCUUGGUGCGGCCGCCGGUGCCAUGGUGCAGGUGCUUAUAAUCGCUACUGUGGGCUACAUUUGUGCAAAGCGCCCAAAGGACCCGGCGCCGCUGCUGACACCAGACGCCCUCAAAGUGAUCAGUCGCGUGGCGAACGACGUGUUCCUGCCGUGCCUGAGCGCGGCGGUGCUCGGCGCGCGCAUUAACGUGGCCAAUCUCAAAGGCGACUGGGUGCUGCUGCCCGCCGGCGUCGCCGCUACAGCACUCGGUUACGCCGUCGCGGACCUUACCGCAGCAAUACUACGACCGACGCCCGCGCUGAAGCCGGCGUUGCGGGUCGCCAUAGCCCACCCGAACGCGUUCGCCCUACCUCUACUGAUUCUCCAGUACCUCUGCGAGCGUCCAAGUGUCAAAGAAGAGUUCGACAACGACGAAGCCGCCUGCACGGCCGAAGCCGCGGCGUCUCUGUGCCUCUACCUGACGGCGUGGCACUUUGUCUUCUGGAGUUAUGCGUAUGGCACGCUCGAGGACGCCGCGAAAACCCAGAGGGAGGAUCGAUCAAAAGCAGAGACGGCGAAGUUGUGGUGCAAGCGGCUGUUUUUGCAACCGAACAUGAUCGGGAUGUACGCCGGGGUUAUUAUCGGCGCGACGCCCUUGCGGCGACUAUUAUUCCGGGGCGACACGCCGUUAAGACCGAUCGGCCUGGCCCUCGAGACGCUGGGCGCGCCCGUCGUGGCGGUCACGGUGAUGAUCAUGGCGGCGGCCCUCGCGAACGGCCACGCGCGGCGUAGAAGGACGAAGCGCGAGUUUUCAUCUGUCGUCGAGAAUAAUAGUCAUGCAUCGAAAGAGGACACGCGCGACGUCGCGACGGCCGUCUGGUUCAUCCUCGCGCGUUUAGUGAUCGUGCCCGUCAUUGCAUAUCCCAUCUUCUCUGUGAUAAAUCUUCCGGGCGGCAGGAUGACGACGCUGAUCAUCCUGCUGGAGCUCGCAAUGCCCGGCGCGCAGACGGUCCUCGUGACGCUCAACGCGGUUGGAAGCGGGCACGUCGCCGAGGAAAUCGCGCCCUGGUACUUCCUCCAGUACGCGACGGCGAUCGUCACGCUGACGGCCUUUACGGUCUGGGCCCUACACAUUGUCUAUCGUUGAAGUUAAGUU